AGAUCUACAGCCCCUUUCUAAUUUUCUUCAUUCAAGUUUUCAAUAAUAAAUAGUCUUAAACACCUUCCUUCCCGUAAACUUUCUAAUACCAGAUAGAAAAUCCCUUCAACACCAUGGUCAGGUCAUGGUUGCUGGAUCUAGACACUACAUCCGCAUAUCUUUUGCGGAAGGAAGAUGAAUUUGAAGCAACAAGUUUCUUUCUUUCUGUUUUUUUUAAUUCUCUUCACUAUCUAAAUAUUGGAAGAAACAAUUAAUUAGUGAGUGAGUCGCAUUUUCUUCUUUACUCACACACACAGCACAACACAACCGAGCGAACAGAGACACUGAAUUUGUGAUCCCAGAGAGCGCAAGGGAUUUUGAAGGUUGGUCGUUUGAGGAAUCAUGAAAGUGGAGAUGGAAAAUUCAACAACGACUGAAUCGUCUGUACCUGUUUCUGAUAUUCAAGAUCAAAACCCUCUAGUUUCGUCCCAGCCAACUCAACCACCGGUUAUUACUCCUGUCUUGCCACCUCUGGCUCCAAUUCCUACAGCUCCUUCCUCUCUUGUCCGACCUCUGGCACCGCUCCCAAUCCGCCCACCGGUUAUUAGGCCGCCGGUACCGCAAAAUGGCGAGGUUGGGUCUAGUGAUUCUGAUUCGGAUGAUGAUGAUGGUGCAGCCACCAGAAUUAAUAAGGGUACUGGGGAGUAUGAGAUAUCAGAAGAGAGUAGACUGGUGAGGGAGCGGCAGGAGAAAGCCAUGCAAGACCUUAUGAUGAGGAGGCGAGCUGCUGCUCUUGCUGUUCCCACCAAUGACAUGGCAGUGAGGGCCCGUCUUCGCCAUCUUGGUGAGCCGAUUACUCUCUUUGGUGAGAGGGAGAUGGAGAGACGAGAUAGGUUGCGGAUGAUUAUGGCAAAGCUGGAUGCGGAUGGUCAGCUGGAAAAGCUAAUGAAAGCUCUUGAGGAUGAAGAGGCCGCAACUUCUGCUCCAAAAGAUGAGGCUGAGGAUGAUCUGCAGUAUCCUUUUUACACUGAAGGGUCAAAGUCUCUCCUUGAUGCAAGGAUUGAUAUUGCGAAAUAUUCUUUAGUAAAGGCCGCAUUGCGUAUUCAACGUGCCCAGAGAAGAAGAGAGGAUCCGGAUGAAGAUGUGGAUGCGGAGAUUGAUUGGACAUUGAAGCAGGCAGCGAAUUUGAAUCUUGAAUUCAGUGAAAUCGGAGAUGAUCGACCACUUACUGGUUGCUCGUUCUCCCGGGAUGGAAAAGGGCUUGCUACCUGUUCUUUCACUGGAGCUACCAAGUUGUGGAGCAUGCCUAAUGUUAAAAAAGUUUCUACCUUGAAGGGGCACACCCAGCGUGCUACUGAUGUUGCUUAUUCUCCUGUGCACAAAAAUCAUUUAGCAACUGCCUCUGCUGACCGGACAGCAAAGUAUUGGAAUGAUCAAGGAGCUCUUUUGGGAACAUUUAAGGGUCAUCUUGAACGUCUUGCACGCAUUGCCUUCCAUCCAUCAGGGAAGUACUUGGGCACUGCUAGCUACGACAAGACAUGGAGGUUAUGGGAUGUUGAAACAGAAGAGGAGUUGCUUCUUCAAGAAGGCCAUAGUAGAAGUGUAUAUGGUUUGGAUUUCCAUCAUGAUGGAUCGUUAGCUGCGUCUUGUGGACUAGACGCUCUGGCUCGUGUAUGGGACCUUCGAACUGGGAGAAGUGUUCUUGCACUAGAAGGUCAUGUCAAAUCGAUUCUUGGCAUCAGUUUUUCUCCCAAUGGAUAUCAUUUAGCCACCGGUGGUGAAGAUAACACUUGUCGUAUUUGGGACUUGAGGAAGAAGAAGUCUUUGUACACCAUUCCCGCGCACUCUAAUCUAAUAUCACAGGUCAAAUUUGAGCCACAGGAGGGUUACUUUUUGGUAACUGCCUCAUAUGACAUGACGGCCAAGGUUUGGUCAGGCCGGGACUUUAAGCCUGUGAAGACACUAUUGGGACAUGAAGCUAAAGUUACUUCUCUGGAUGUUCUUGGAGAUGGUGGGUAUAUUGUUACCGUCUCCCAUGAUCGCACCAUAAAGCUGUGGUCCAGCGGCACUACUAGUGAGCAUGCUAUGGAUGUUGACUAAGGCUAUUUGAAUGAUAUACGAUUUGUAAACGGGCCUUAGUGACAGGAAUCAGAUUAAUCAUUUUUGAUAGAAACAAAAGCUUAGCUUGACUCUGUAGCUCGACUCAUUUGAGACAUAGGCUGAGAAUGGAAAUAUUGCUAUACUCUUCCUCACUUGAUGCAGCAUGAGUAAAUUGUCUUUUAUUCAGUGUUUUUAUGUGGCAUACUAUAUAAAUACAUAUUUCACGUCUUAAUAUUUGUUUGAUUGGAA
Medicago truncatula (barrel medic) is the source of this 2328-nucleotide messenger RNA. RefSeq names its product U4/U6 small nuclear ribonucleoprotein PRP4-like protein. Bases 382 to 2079 code for a protein of 565 amino acids. Gene Ontology annotation, molecular function: U4 snRNA binding; protein binding; U6 snRNA binding. Gene Ontology annotation, cellular component: U4/U6 x U5 tri-snRNP complex. Gene Ontology annotation, biological process: mRNA splicing, via spliceosome. The record is from RefSeq and is a predicted model, not a curated record. The transcript has 6 exons. Lineage: Eukaryota; Viridiplantae; Streptophyta; Magnoliopsida; Fabales; Fabaceae.